Strongylocentrotus purpuratus (purple sea urchin) is the source of this 382-nucleotide messenger RNA. RefSeq lists its product as uncharacterized. The transcript is spliced from 4 exons. Gene Ontology annotation, molecular function: acyltransferase activity, transferring groups other than amino-acyl groups. Lineage: Eukaryota; Metazoa; Echinodermata; Echinoidea; Camarodonta; Strongylocentrotidae. The record is from RefSeq and is a predicted model, not a curated record. The coding region runs from base 20 to 382 and encodes 120 amino acids.
UCGGUUUGGUGUCUCGAAAAUGGAUAGCCAUGCGAUUCGUCUCGCCAUCGCCUCCGACGUAGCAGGUCUCUAUGAUUUACUCAAGGAGUAUGUCAUCGAACAAGAACUUGAGGGGGAGUUCAAGAAUUCACGAACUAGUUUUGAGAAACACUUCAACCAAGUACUAUUCAAAGCGCUUGUCAUCGAGGUUGACGAUGAAACAGAGAACCAGAAGCAGAUCAUUGGAUGUAUUUCUUUUUCCAUCUGUUAUGAUUAUGUCGUAGGUGCAAAGACUUUCCCUCACUGCUGCUAUAUCAAGCCAGCUUUUAGAAACCGUGGACUUGAGCAGAAAUUGAUCCGGCUUACCAAAAAGGUGACGGACAAUGCUACUGACAUGGAUUGA